Zootermopsis nevadensis is the source of this 1197-nucleotide messenger RNA. RefSeq lists its product as uncharacterized. Gene Ontology annotation, cellular component: mitochondrion. The record is from RefSeq and is a predicted model, not a curated record. NCBI's taxonomy places the organism in Eukaryota, Metazoa, Arthropoda, Insecta, Blattodea, Termopsidae.
GUUCAACGGCAUAGGAUGCGGAAGGGAAGGGUAAUCCACCGCUUUAAAGAUCCUCAGGAUUUCCCAAGUAUCAGCUGCAAUCCUAGGAUUGAUUACAACAGAAGAAGAAGAAGAUGAUGAUCUUGCAAUCAGAGGAAAUCAAGGAAAUUUAUGAUGACAGAGAUUGGCUACACUGCUAAAAUGGUCUAUGUUGUGCGAUUAUCUGUUGAAGUGCGGUGACUUAAAAUUAAAUUAUAAAUAUUGUUUUGAUAUGUAUUCGAUUGAAUAACAGGCUCAUACGUAAUUAUCAAGUUCUGUAAAAUGUUCCAAAUAAUCAGGAAUUUUGUACGCGUUGGAAGAAUAAGCUUAGACGUACUUAACCUUAAAGAAACAAGACGCAAUGCUGGACACAGUAAAUGGGCUAAUAUAAAACAUGUUAAAGCAGCAAAAGACAGCCAGAAGUCGUUGAUAUUCCAGAAAAUGGGUCGGCUUAUUCGCCUAGCAGUACAAGAAGGUGGAAGCUCUGACCCUAACUUUAAUUCUCAGUUAUCAAGUACAAUUCUACAAGCAAGAAAAUAUAACAUGCCAUUUGCUUCAAUACAGAAUGCAAUCAAACAAGGCAAGGACACAAAAUGUAAUGCAAAAGUAUGCCACUUUGAAAUCCGUGGUCCUGGUGGUUGUACUAUCAUAGUGUCUACUUUAACUGACAAUCUUAGUAGAGUAAGAGCUGGACUCAACACAGCUGUAAAAAAGUGCAAUUCUUCAUUUACAGAUGGUGCAGUUCCAGGACUAUUUGAGCAUAAAGGAAUGGUUGAGGCCAUACCACCUGAAAAGACAUCAUUGGAGACAGCUGUAGAUCAUGCUAUUGAAGUUGGUGCAGAAGAUGUAACUGAACUGGAAGCUUCAGAAGAUGAUGUGUUGCAAUUUGUUUGUGAACCACUAGUUCUGAAUAAAGUGAAGGGAAAGCUGGAGAAGUUGCAGUACAAGAUCAAGACAGCUGACUGUGAAUUCAUCCCAAAGAGACAAGUCACCCUGAGUGAUGCUGACCUUGAAGUUGUCAAGAAACUGUAUGAUAAACUGGAGGAUGACCCAGAUGUUGUGAGAUUAUAUGAUAACAUUGCGUAGUACAUCAUGUGACUAGUUUCAGAAGGGGCGUCGUUACUGAAUUUGGAGACCUAUAGCAAACAAAUUUAUAUUCAUAAGGCAUAUAUUCCAUCA